Tripterygium wilfordii is the source of this 2770-nucleotide messenger RNA. RefSeq names its product MATH domain and coiled-coil domain-containing protein At3g58400. The transcript is spliced from 7 exons. Gene Ontology annotation, molecular function: protein binding. Lineage: Eukaryota; Viridiplantae; Streptophyta; Magnoliopsida; Celastrales; Celastraceae. The record is from RefSeq and is a predicted model, not a curated record. Bases 1516 to 2481 code for a protein of 321 amino acids.
GAAAACGAAGAGUGGAGGGAGGAAUAGCACAUUUGUUACCAUGGCUCGUGAGAACUCAUACUUUGACGAGGAGGAUAAUUUACGCCAAGCCCUAAACUCCUUUCAGAGCGUCACAUUCGAUGAAGACAGGUCUUCAUCAUCAACAGCAGCGGCAGUUACUAAGCUCGAUGCCGACGCUUCUGAGGUGCAGGUCACCAGCUUUACACAUGUUUUCGACGACGUUACCCUCUAUUUCCAGAUCACUCGUCUCUCUCGGCAGGUCAAUGCUGAGAAAAAGUUGGUGGAGAAGCUAAUUAACCUGGGAUACACAAAGCCAAAAUUGAACGGAUUGUCUUCAUAGGUGAAUUGAAACUUUGAAAAUCUGAAACACUAUGGAAUGGAGCUCUGCUUUGGUUCCUGGCUAUUUGAUACAGGUCAUGGACUCAUGAUAUCAAAGGCUUUUUUAGCAAGUUUCUUUGAAUCCUCGUUUCUGGGUCUGUAGGUGAUUCACUGAGAAAACAAAAUUUGGUGAAUUAUCUGCACAGUGUCUUGGUGGAUGUAAAACUCCAUCUUACCGUGUUAUCAAUCUUUUGGCGCUCUCUUUUAUGUUAGUGAUUUAUCAAAGGGGUGGAUCAAUUGGCAUAAUUGGGGAACUUUUACGUUGGGUAAACAGUUAUGUGCAUGAAUAAUAAAUAGCUUUUCUGAUUCAUCCAUUUGCAGCUUAUUUUUAUUUAAAACCAUUCUACUAAUUCUUAGUUGUCGAAAUUAUGUUACUUGUGGGAAUGAUGAUUGAUCUUUUAAUUACAAAAUUCAAGUUUCUUUCAAUACAGGACGCCUGGGGAUGCUCUAUAGGUUAAGGCAAUGGUGAUUUACCCUUAACUGCUUCAAAAGUGAGAUUAUAAGGCGAAUCGCCAUGACAGUUCCAAAUAUCCCCAAUAAUCCGCUAUUAAAAGGAAGAAUGAACUUAGUCAUUUAACACAUUAAAGAUGAUCUAUCAAUUUCUGUUAGGCAAAAGAUGAUUUUAUUAUUCUAUUUGAGAACCAGGCCAUAUGCAUUGUAAAAUAAUUGCAAUGCAGCUAGCAGGGAAGAACUCGCAGCUUUUGAAGAUUCAAGAUCAAUGCAGUUCCCAUGUCAACUAAAGGGGAGAGUGCAUAAGACACCCACAGUAAUGCAGUUUGCACACGUCAUAGGGAUGCACAUUCAACUCACAGCUUCAGAAGAUUCAUGCUAAAUGCAGUGGCAAGUUAUUCUAAAGGGCUUUGCAGCUUCAGAAGUAAUGCAAGGCAAGGACAUAUACCAAUAUAACUUGCAAGUAAAGGGUAUAUGGGAUUGACACCAAAGAAUCAGAGAAUUUAUGCUUAUUCAGGUUUUGAAAAAACAGUCAUCUUUAAGGAAAGCAUAAAAUUCUCUAUUUUUAUGGAGGGAACCUUUUGAGCUUGGAAAUCAUAGUCCUUUUGCAUUCACCUACGGGAAGAAAAAAAAGGCAAUCAGGGUACAUUGCUGUCUCCCUCUCUUUAACACAAUUAUUUUGGCAGCAUGGCUUCCAAGCCUUCCAUCGCCUGUCCUAUCUCCAAUGACCCAGAUGGAGUUGCAAAAUCUAUUUCAGAGGCACCACCAACUCAUUGCACAGUAAAAAUACAAUCAUUUUCACUACUUCAAAAAAACUCCGUGGAGAAAUAUGAGUCAGGGGAUUUUGAUGCAGGAGGUUACAAAUGGAAAUUGAUUCUCUGCCCAAGUGGAAACAAGAGCAAGAACAUAAAAGAACACGUCUCGCUGUACUUAGCAAUUGCAGACACAAGUUCUCUCUGUCUUGGUUGGGAGGUCUAUGCAGUUUUCAGGUUGUUUUUGCUUGAUCAGAGUAAUGAUAACUACAUGGUACUUCAAGAUGCAUCGGUAAAGGAAAGGCGCUUUCAUGGGUUGAAGCUUCAAUGGGGUUUCGAUCAAUUCAUCCAUCUUAAAGAAUUCAAUGAUCCUAGCAAUGGAUACCUUGUGGACGAUGAAUGUGUGUUUGGAGCAGAGGUCAAUGUUGUCAAAGAAAAAUGCUCAGGAAGAGGGGAGUGCUUAUCAAUGAUGAAGGAAGCCACUAGCUCCAAGCAUGUUUGGAGGAUCGACAAUUUUUCAAAGUUAGAUUCGGAGUAUUAUGACUCAAGAAUAUUCAGUGCUGGAGAGCAGAAAUGGAAAAUGCAGCUCUAUCCCAGAGGGAAACGCAUUGGGAUGGGAACACAUCUUUCACUGUUUUUGGCUUUGGGAGAUUCAACAACAUUUUCUCGUGGCUCUAAAGUAUAUGCAGAAUUCACAAUACGAAUCUUGGAUCAAGUACAGGCCAGACACGUUUCUGGAAAAGGAAAUUACUGGUUCAGUGCUUCGAGCCAGGAAAGUGGCUGGUCGAAAUAUAUUUCUCUUCCUUACUUCAUGCUGCCUAGCAGUGGAUUUCUGGUGAAGGAUAGUUGUUUGGUAGAAGCAGAGGUGACAGUUCUUGGAAUUGCCAAGCCACUUCAGUGAAUGUUAUGUGAAGAAAAUACCAUACCGAGUCCUACAGUCAUAUUGUAUUGGUGUUUUAAAAAUAAAUCCCCCAUCGGGUCAUUCAAAAAUCACACUCAAGAUGCAAAGACAAAUGAUAUAUGCUUGUAUACAUGUUGAUGUUAUUUCUUUUUUUCCUCCUCUUUAAGUAAAUAAUAAGUAGAAUAUCCAAAGCGAUGGCUUUAUUCACAAGCUCUCAUCUGAAGAUGAUGCAGACAGGGAUUGUAUAUGUAUGCACAGUAUUACCAUAUAGGUUGUGAAAUUUACAGAA